Megalops cyprinoides (Indo-Pacific tarpon) is the source of this 1576-nucleotide messenger RNA. RefSeq names its product beta-1,3-glucuronyltransferase 2 (glucuronosyltransferase S) (gene b3gat2). Gene Ontology annotation, molecular function: galactosylgalactosylxylosylprotein 3-beta-glucuronosyltransferase activity. The record is from RefSeq and is a predicted model, not a curated record. Lineage: Eukaryota; Metazoa; Chordata; Actinopteri; Elopiformes; Megalopidae. The transcript is spliced from 4 exons. Gene Ontology annotation, cellular component: Golgi membrane. Gene Ontology annotation, biological process: chondroitin sulfate proteoglycan biosynthetic process; carbohydrate metabolic process. The coding region runs from base 149 to 1063 and encodes 304 amino acids.
UAUCACCAAGAUCGCGCCUGUGGACCAUGUUAUGGGAAAAGUUGGUAGCUCUCCAAGAUGUGCAACCGACAAUGUAAAAUAAUCAGCAAGUCGAUGUAAUUAAUUAAUUUUCUCGUCUAAUUUCUGAACCGCGGUGAACUUUCGCAUCAUGAAAUCCCUGUUCUAUAGCCGCCUGUUCAUCCUCCUUCCUUGGGUAUUGAUUGUUAUUAUUAUGAUCGACAUCGACACGAAGAGGACAUCGGUGCGAAGUACUGCCCACUUCUACCUCUCCCGGUUGGGGAACGCGCAGCGACAGGACCGGACGCCUCGAACCGGGAGCAACCGAACAGCUCUGCCGGUGAUCUAUGCCAUCACCCCCACUUACACCCGAGCGGUUCAGAAAGCGGAGCUCACUCGCCUGUCGAACACCUUUCGCCAGGUGCCGAGGUUCCACUGGAUCGUGGUGGAGGACUCGAACUCGCGCACGGAGCUGGUGUCGCGCUUCCUCGCCCGCUGCGGGGUGCCGCACACUCACCUGCACGUCCUCACGCCUCGCAGGUAUAAGCGCUCUGGGAUGCCCCGGGCGACCGAGCAGAGAAACGCGGCUCUGGCCUGGCUGCGCCUGCACCGCACGCCCAGGGACGCCGGCGUGGUGUUCUUCGCGGACGACGAUAACACAUACAGCCUGGAGCUGUUCGAAGAGAUGCGGUCCACCAGGCGGGUGUCGGUGUGGCCGGUGGGGCUGGUGGGAGGCCGACGCUAUGAGCGCCCCCUGGUGGAGAACGGCAGAGUGGUGGGCUGGUACACAGGGUGGAGGGCAGACCGGCCCUUUGCCAUUGACAUGGCAGGGUUUGCGGUGAACCUGCAGGUGGUGCUGGCCAACCCCAGAGCUCUGUUCAAGCGGAGGGGAUCGCAGCCCGGCAUGCAGGAGUCCGACUUUCUGAAACAGAUCACCCGAGUGGAGGAGCUGGAGCCCAGGGCAGCCAACUGCACCCGGGUCCUGGUGUGGCACACCCGCACAGAGAAAGUCAACCUGGGAAACGAGCCCAAACACCGGCAGGACUCAGUGCUGAUUGAGGUGUGACGCGUGCCUCUCUGCCACUCCGAGGGGCCCUGCUGCUGUUUCCCCCCAAACGGAGAGCAGCAAGACCCGCGGAACAAACCUGCUCGUGACAUUUAAACCCCGGUGCUUCGGUGGACAGCAGUCUGAAUCAGAACCCGCAGGCCUGGGGGGUCAGACUUGCAGCCCCGAGCCGCUGGCCUUACAGAGCCGAACCCUGAGACUGAGGAGUCUCUCACACAGAGGACAUCUGUCUUUAUUCCAAUCGACCUUCUCUGGAAAGCAAGGAGACGUUAAAAAAAAAAAAAAAAAAAACACCAUUUACAAUAAAUGGAGUCAUUGCAACGAAAUGAUCACACAAUAAUUCAUGGCUAUUCACUGUUUAAUGCACGGAAAUAACAUUUUUAUCUGUACUAGGCACCAGAAAAUGUAAACACAUUAUGGAAAUAAACCUGGAGGAGGCUGCCGGAGUGCUGUCAUUAUUGCAAGGCUGAGAGACCCUGUCUGCAUCGAUACAAACCCCACUGCAGCGUUCAG